Sycon ciliatum is the source of this 2216-nucleotide messenger RNA. Its product is annotated as dnaJ homolog subfamily A member 2-like. Gene Ontology annotation, molecular function: Hsp70 protein binding; ATP binding. The record is from RefSeq and is a predicted model, not a curated record. Gene Ontology annotation, biological process: response to heat; protein refolding. The transcript is spliced from 10 exons. NCBI's taxonomy places the organism in Eukaryota, Metazoa, Porifera, Calcarea, Leucosolenida, Sycettidae. Gene Ontology annotation, cellular component: cytosol; cytoplasm. The coding region runs from base 149 to 1453 and encodes 434 amino acids.
AGCGAUUUUCAAUUCAGAAUAUUGCUGGAAGAAGAUUGUCCUCUCCUUCGACUCAACAAUUUUUGUUGGAACAGAAACCACCGGUUCUCUGCCUAGUCUGCAUCCUCGAUCGACGAUCUUGUGUAGAUAGCUCCUUAACAGUUCUACAAUGGAUUCGGGUGGGAAGGAUACCCGUCUUUAUGACAUUUUGGGAGUAUCUCCCGACGCUACGGACAGUCAGUUGAAGAAAGCGUAUCACAAACUUGCGAUGAAAUAUCAUCCAGACAAGAACCCUGAAGCAGGAGACAAAUUCAAGGAAAUCAGCUUCGCGUAUGAAGUACUGACAGAUAAGGAGAAGCGUCAGAUCUAUGAUGCGUAUGGCGAGAAAGGACUUCGAGAAGGUGGCGGUGGUGGAGGAUUUGAUGAAGAUAUCUUCUCCAGAAUAUUUGGCGGUGGUGGUUUGUUUGGUGGCAUGGGAGGCAUGGGCGGAAUGGGUGGAUUCCCAUUUGGUGGCAUGGGUGGAGGUAUGGGUGGUGGCGGCGGCGGUGGCGCAAGACGGCGCAGGAAGGGCGAAGAUAUUGCCCAUCCUUUGGCCGUUUCCCUUGAGGAUCUCUACAAUGGACGUGAGACUAAACUACACUUAUCGAAGGACGUGAUCUGCGCUAAAUGCAAGGGGAAAGGUGGGAAAGAAGGAGCUGUUCAGCCUUGCAAGUCAUGUAAUGGUCGUGGUAUCAAGGUAGUGCUCAGACAAAUUGGACCCGGUAUGGUUUCACAAUCGCAAAGCAUGUGCUCAGAUUGCCGUGGAGAAGGUGAAAUCAUUCGUGAGAAAGACCGUUGCAAGACCUGCGUGGGCAAGCGUGUUGUUAACGAGAGCAAGACUUUGGAGGUUCAUGUCGACAAGGGUAUGCGUGAUGGUCAGCGAAUCACCUUCGCUGGAGAAGGAGACCAGCACCCUGACAUGGAACCUGGUGAUGUUCAUCUCGUGCUUCAGCUGAAGGAGCACUCUGUGUUCCAGCGUCAAGGUGAUGUCUUGAUCAUGGAGAAGAAGAUCACCCUGACAGAAGCUCUAUGCUCUGCACAGUUUACUAUAGAUCAUCUGGAUGGUAGACAGUUGCUGGUGAAAUCACCGCCUGGCUAUGUCAUUGAGCCUGGCUCAACUCAGGUUGUUCCCAAUGAAGGAAUGCCCCACUACCGAAGUCCCUUUGAGAAGGGUAAUCUUAUCAUUAAGUUCGAAGUUGAGUUUCCAAAGAAUGGAUUUGCAUCCGAGGACCACCUGAAAAAACUGGAGCAACUGCUUCCCGCUCGGCCAGCAGCAGUUGAGGUGAGUGAGGAUGCAGAGGAAGUGGACUUGAUGGAGUACGACCCGAGCCAGCAUACGGACGGUAGAGGUCGACGUGGCGAAGCAUAUCAGGAUGGUGACAGUGACGAUGAAGGAGCUGGUGGUGGUCCCAGAGUGCAGUGUGCACAGCAGUAAAUGCCUGUACUGUCGGUGUACUGCUGUUUGACUGCUAUGCUGAACUAGCAUCACCGGACUGUUGAGUCUCUACUGCUCUGCAGAAAGAAUAAAAAGCUUGGCUUCAUGCCCUGAGAGCAUGCAGGGACAGUUUGACUGAGGUGCUCGUUUCCAUACUGCAUGGAGGUGCGUUAGACUUAGAGGUGAAGAAAAUGUCCCUUGUGCUGUCUCUGUGUUCUUGUACCUUUGCCAUGUCACUGCGGUGUUUUGUGCAAUGCCAUGUGCCACCUUGUACAGUGUAUUGUGUGGCAAUAACAGUGCACGUGGUACUUCUGCCCUGUGCUUUACGCUGCUAGUCAUCUUUACUUUGCGUUUCGGCUUUACUCCCUAGGUUGCACAGCAGAGAAUAGUAGUACUAAGGUAGAAGCCAAACUAAACUAUGUACAGACUACUUUCUCUCUCUAUCUUUACCGUGUGUAUACAUCAAAGGUGACGCUCUUUUCGUAUCCUUACCAUUGAUGUCUCUCAAGGUGUCUCUUCCUCUGUUGCAUGCCUUCCAUCGGCUGCUCACCUCCUGUCUGGAUUUUGUUGUACUUUGGCUGGCCCUCCUUAUGCACAGUUGCAUCUCGAGACUUUAUCAGCAGUGCUGUGUUUUUCUCGUUGUGUGCUCAAGUGUGUAUGGGUAUGUGUCAGCAGAUAUCUUUAAAUUAAUGACGAUGUGUCGCGCGAUUUUUGAAUCAUUUCUAUGAGAUGUCAAGUGAACACGUGCUAUCAAGUCUCUCAA